UGUUUCUAUCUCUCCCUCUUCUUUCCUCUCUGAAAUCAGUAAAAAUAAAUAAGUAAGUAAAUAAAUAAAUAAAUAAAGUUUUAAAAAAUGGCCUUGCAGGUCUAGAGUCUGACCUAAAAUCACUCUCUGUGCUGAACCUUUCAAAAACAGCAUAGCAGAGCACAAAUAUUGUUCCCGUCCACUAAUAUCUCCUUAUAAUCCAGUCAGACUGGAGAAGUCUGACUUUCAAAGAUACUUCCCAAAGGACUAAUGUCCAGGUGUGGCAAAGAGAUAAAGAAUGGAAUGCUGGAAGGAAUUUAUCUUUAUCUACUGGUAUAAAAACCCUUGGGGGAAGGAUCGGCGACAAACCAUCAGAAGAGCUGGAAACCUCCUAACUCAUGUGUAAGUACAAUCCUCUGGAAAUUUAUGCAGAAGAGAAAAUCAGAACUUUGUUGCUUGAACUUUCUGAGUAUUAUAUGGCAUAUUAGGGCAACAAUGAUAGAGCCAAUAGAAGUUAGGGAAAAUUCCAGGGGAGAGCGCCAAGGAAUCAAGGUGGCCAAGUAGAUAAAUCCUGAACUCACCUCUUUCCAGGAACGUGUGGAAAUUAUUGCACAAAGGUCACUGAGACCACCUGAAGACCAGCUGAACAGAAGUCUCUAAGGUUAUAAAGAAGGAACCACGUUGACACAGGCUGAUACCAUCAUGCCUUCUUGGGUAGCCUUCCCCAGCCUCAUACUACUUUGGGCAGAUGUUGUUGUUUCUCAGACACGCGUGACUGGAGUGGCGGGACAGUCUGUCACGCUACCGUGUACCUACUCAACAGCUGAUGAAAUCGCACCCAUGUGCUGGGGCCGAGGGCCUUGCCCUUUAUCCAAAUGCUCAAAUACACUUGUAUCGACUGAUGGCUACCGUAUCACCUUUGAGAAGAACAAACGUUAUAGGAUGAAUGGAAUCAUUCCCAGAGGGGAUUUGUCUCUAACCAUACAGAAUGCAGCCCUGUCUGACACUGGCACCUAUUGUUGCCGUAUUGAGUUCACAGGGUUGUUUAAUGAUUAUAAAGGGCAUAUAUUUUUGGAGAUGAAGCCAGCUCCAACCACUGUUCCAACACCACCUAAGGUCUUCAGCUCUGCUCCUACAACUCCAGGGACCACGAAGAACCUCAAGACAGCUCCACCUAAGGUCACCAGUGUUCCAACACCACCUAAGGUCUUCACCUCUGCUCCUACAACUCCAGCACCAACACUGAACCUUAAGACAGAAACCACUUCAUCUUCUCCACUGCAGACAACAGAAACCCCGCCUAUCACACCACAGGAAACAAGUACGACCAGCUCAUUGUUGAACUCUUCUUGUCCAACAGAUGGGAAUAGCACUGUGACCCAGCCUUCAGAUUGCGGUUGGCAAUACAAUGAAACUCACACGAGCUUGAAACAAAAUACACCGAGGAACACCAGUAAGUUGUACCUUGGACUCUGCAGUGCUGCCAUGAUAUUGCUCACCGUUUUGGCUGCCGUACUUACCAAAAAAUAUUUAUGUGGGAAAAGAACGGUGUUGCAAAUAAGCAAAGAACCUCGGACCGGAACUUCCCAAAAUGGAACUGCAGUGCACUACCAAGCACAGGAAAAUAUUUACUUUGAGAACAAUCUUUACAACGUGCCUUAAGACCCAGCGGUUCUCCAAGGCUUGAGGCCCUUUGACUGCGGAAGGCAAUGACCAGAUCUCACCAUGUCAGUCCUUUUAAGCUCCAGGAUGAUUUUUCUGUCAAUAUUUCAUGGUGUUCCAACAUGUCUGUGAUGUUAGUGUCUUUAGCUCUCACUGCAUAGUCAACCUCAUUGGUAAUUAGUCUUAAUUUUUUAUACUAAAAUUGGCUCAAUUUUUCUGGUCAUAGCAGAGCCCUCUUCUAAAUAUGAACUGAACACUUUAGAAUUGUAUAUUCUGUUUCAACCUUAUGAAUUUGUAUCCAUCAAGAAUUCUCAUUGGGUAGACAUGAAAUGAACCAAUACCUUGGUCACUAAAACUGUCACAAAGAGGGGAAUAGGACUUAAAAUCAGCAAAUUCGAUUUGGAACUUAAAUGAAUUCACUUGGAAGCAUUUCAUGAUUAACUCUUUUUUUUUUUUUUUUUAAAUCUUGUAAUCAAAACUUUACAUUUCCUAAGUUCCCCCAAAGGUUUCAAAUUAUGGAGGCACACAGAUUUUUAUUUCCUUCAUGGUGAAAAAAGUCAGUGUGGUUUCACCAUUAGAUCUGUUUGUUCAUGGCUCUGAAAAUAGGAGGUUUUAAGUGCUUUCCUUGGGGCCAAGCUGGGGCUUUUAAGAGAAGAAGCUAGGCUGGUGAGCGGAGCAAGUAAAUAGGUGGAGAAAAUCAAUGGCCAUGUGAUUUAACACCUGUGUGCUACUUCUGCUACAGCUGUGCCACAUAUAGACAACCAUCAGGGAUUCUGAACUAACUUUUAGAGUGAUGCAGUACAGAGAUAAAUAAAAGGGCAAAAGAAAGGGAGAGGUUAGGGCAAAAGGCCUCUGCCUUAGAAAAGUAAGUGCAAAUCUAAGAGUGCUGUUUGAGAGUGUUACUAGUUUCAAUUGGAAUUCUAAAUUGUCCCCAAACCACUUUGAUUAUUAAAAUUAUUUUAGAAGGAUGAAUUUUUUUAUCACAUCAAUUCCAAUCCUGUUCCUUUUCCACAAAUGAAUUAAAUUUUUGGUUUUGCCAAGAUAGUGAAACAACACAAAAAAGAUAAGAAUAUUUUUAGCCACCAGAAACAUUUUCUUUCUUCAUAUCAGAAACAUUUCAACAUGAAUAGUUCACAAGGCUGGGUAGUAAUUUCAAUUUGAGUAAAUUUUGAAAUAAUUCACACUUGAGGUUCAGUGCUACCCACACUAUAGUGGCCUAGAAGGCCAGAGUGCUUGUUUUUGAAGGCAAAGUUUUGGCAUGUAGCUAUAAAACUCUAGAAGAAUAAUAGCACGUCUGAAAAAAAGGUUAUAUGGGCAAAUAAUAUUGUUAAGCAUUGUCUACUGGGUUUCCCAAAUAGGGUGAGAUUAAUAUGGCUUAUCCAUUUUUGUUCAAACUACAAUGUUUUUCUUUUAAAUUCAAGACAACAUGCAGGAGGCAGCUGAUGUGUGUUGUACAUUGAUGUUUCUCUCUUCUCCCUCUCUUUAAAAAUCAAUAAACUAUUCUUAUAAAUAAAUAAAUAAGCAAUCAAGCUCAUGUGACUGCAGCAAAGUGAAUGAGGAGGUUUGGAAAGAGAUUAGCUGGAAACAUGGGCACUUUCUCUCACAGGGGCUGGAUGCAAAGGGCCCUAUGAACACAUCCGUUUGAGAAGGGUCCCACUCUUAGGAACAAAACACUUUUCAUGUAAAGGGUUAAACAUUCUAUGCACCACCAAAUUAUACUUUCAUUUGGUAACAUGCUAUCUGGAAGUAAAGAAAUAAUUUGUCUUUUGCUCUCCCCCUAAUCAAAGGCUUUGGUCAGUUGGUUUUGGACAGCUUUGAGCAGUCUGGAAAUACACAUCCUCCCAAGACUAUCUCUUCUUUGACUCUUGAUUACAUCAGUUUUUUUGAGAAAAUAGAAAAAAGUCAUGAUUUCAUCUAGAGAAAAGGUAAUGGUAGCCAUCAAAAUGUAAGGUGGUGCCUUAUUGGCUUUGACUACGAAAU
Messenger RNA from Myotis myotis, 3621 nucleotides. RefSeq names its product hepatitis A virus cellular receptor 1 (gene HAVCR1). Gene Ontology annotation, cellular component: cell surface. The transcript has 10 exons. NCBI's taxonomy places the organism in Eukaryota, Metazoa, Chordata, Mammalia, Chiroptera, Vespertilionidae. Bases 682 to 1641 code for a protein of 319 amino acids. The record is from RefSeq and is a predicted model, not a curated record. Gene Ontology annotation, molecular function: virus receptor activity; phosphatidylserine binding. Gene Ontology annotation, biological process: positive regulation of mast cell activation; phagocytosis, engulfment.